AUGGAUAGCAAGGGGAAGGCGGUGCAUCCGGUGCACGAAAGCUGGAACAUGGUGGUGAACAUCAUGAUCGGAAUCCGCCUGGCGAUCGGCCGCGUGAUGGUCGAAGCCAACCGCGACCUCUGCCCUGCCGACUACACCAUGAAGGAGAAGCUCACCAUCGUGCUGCCCCACACCUCUGCGGGCAAAUCUCCCGCGGAUGACGUGCGGUUUGUGGACUACGCGCCCAUGGUGUUCCGGAAACUCCGCGAAUUGUGGGGCGUUUCGGCGGAUGAGUACAUGUCGUCGAUCGGUCCGCAGCAGAUUCUGCGGAACAUCAUCAUGGGAACCCUGUCGACCCUGACGGAACUGUAUUCCGAGGGGAAGUCGGGCUCGUUUUUCUACUACUCGUUCGAUGGGAAGUACAUGGUGAAGACGAUUUCCCACACCGAGCACCGCUUCUUCCGGCACAUCCUCGAGAAAUACUAUUCCCACAUGGUGCAGAACCGCGACACGAUGCUCGUGCGAUUCCUGGGCGCGCACAAAAUCCGCCAGGGCCGGCACAGCAAGGUGGGGAGCAAGAGCAUUUACUUCGUGGUGAUGGGGAACCUCUUCGACACGCCGCUGAAAAUCCAUCGCCGCUACGACCUCAAGGGCUCCUGGGUGGGCCGCUUGUUCGUUUUCGGGGGAGGCGUGACGCGUAGCACGAAGGACGCGGACCGCGGGGACACGGCGCGCGCGCUGAAGGAUCUGGACAUCGUGGACCUGAACGAGCACAUCCGGCUGAACGAGAAGACCACGACGCAGUUCCAGAGCCAGCUGGCGAAGGACUCGCAGUUCCUGGCGGAGUGCGGCAUCAUCGACUACUCGCUGCUGCUGGGGAUCCACAACGUGGAGGGACCGCUCCCGCCGCGCGCGAAGUCCGUGUAUGGGCGGCACGUGCCGUUCUGGCAGCGCGAUUGGGGCGGUCUGCUGAGCGAGGACGGGACGCAGGUGUACUACAUGGGCGUGAUCGAUAUCCUGAUUCAUUUCAACGCGCGGAAGUUCGGCGAGCUCGCGAUCAAGACGGUGUUUAUGGACGGAAAGGGCGUCUCCGUGCAGAAGCCGCAGAAGUACCAGAAACGGUUUAUAGCGUUCAUGAAUCAGUUGUCGGAUCCGAAGGUGAAGACGCUGAUGCUGGGCAAGGGAAUCCCGAAGAAGUACCUCAAGGAGAGAGAGCUGAGACGGCAGCAGGAGGAGCAGGAGGAGCAGGAGGAGCAGGCGUAGGAGAUUUAAGGCAAGGGUCCUGUGUUUAUGU
Messenger RNA from Blastocystis hominis, 1273 nucleotides. RefSeq lists its product as hypothetical. Gene Ontology annotation, molecular function: phosphatidylinositol kinase activity. Gene Ontology annotation, biological process: phosphatidylinositol metabolic process. Lineage: Eukaryota; Bigyra; Opalinata; Blastocystidae. The record is from RefSeq and is a predicted model, not a curated record. The transcript has 4 exons. Bases 1 to 1242 code for a protein of 413 amino acids.